ACACCGGUUCCGCAAAACUUAUCCAUCACUGGCAUACCAACGCCUCACAACACUUUCCCCUCACCUGUAAAUAAAUCGGAAUAUUUUCAUCAAUUUUUUGCCAAAAAUUAUUGAAACCAAAGUGAUCCUCAAGCUGUUGAAACCGUUCCCGCUGGUGGCCCGGGCCCAGCGCCAAUCCGUGUGCAACGGAAGUAACUGGCGGACGCUGCCCGCAGCGAGUCUAAUUGCCAAGAAAUGGCUCAGUGAUUAGAGGCUAUAUUGCGAUUGUGAUGCCCGAAAAAUUAGCAUAAAGAGUGAGCAAUUAAAAUGCGAAAAAUGUACGCGUUGCUGGCAACCUUGACAUUCUGGACGCUCACGCUGCUUUUGCCUCUGUCGUCGGAGCAGUUGCACGUCCCGCCUCCGGUGCCGUGCGAUCGGAGCCGAAAGGUCUUUACGGAGCCCUUUGGUGAAAUCAGUGACGGCCCCUCCGGUCACAACUACACCCAGGAUUCGCACUGCGAGUGGCUUAUCAAGGCGCGCAACGACAGCCAGUUCAUCACCUUGACCUUCCACAGCAUGGGCACAGAGUGCUCCUACGAUUAUAUUUACGUUUAUGACGGUGACUCCUUCAACUCGACGCUGUUGGGGAGCUUCAGCGGGCGGACGCAGCCCCAGCGUCUGGUUGCCCGUAGUGGAAGUAUGCUGAUCCUUAUGUACAGCGAUACUAACUACGUGCUGGAUGGCUUUCGCGCCUCUUACUACAUAUCAAAUUGCUUGAACAAUUGCCACAACCAUGGAAAGUGUGUGGGCCAUCAGUGCGUGUGCCACGGCGAGUGGGUGGGGCCGGACUGCGAGGAUGAGGCCUGCCCCAAACGGUGUGGCGAGAGCCAGGGCCGCGGACAGUGCCAGAAGAGCAUCUGCCACUGUUCACGGGGCUACAGUGGCCGGCUGUGUGACUUGAGCGACCACCCGGCGGGCAGCAGCUGGCGCUGGUUGGCCACCGAUGCCGAGGGAAUGACUCCUCGGGCUGCCCACACUGCCGUUUAUAUGGAGGACGAGGAUGCUCUCUAUGUUUUCGGAGGAUACGAUCUGAACAACGUGAUCAACACACUGCAGAUAUAUCGCUUCAGUUCCAGCCAGUGGGAGGACGAGUGGGGCAUAGCCCUGCAGAGUCGCAGGCAUUUCUACCAUCCCCAUAAGAUAGACCACACGCUUCUCAAAGCUGUGCUGCAGCACAAGAACGAGGACGAGGCGAAACUGUGGGGUCUCAACAGCGAUGUUAGCUUCUUCAGGAACAUUCUGUACACACUGGCCGAGUCUAAUCUCCACCAGCGUCGCACACGCUCGUCACUGCCGCUUACCAUCGUAAAUGCCAACUCAACGGACGAAGAUUUGAAGGGGUAUCUGGGGGACAUACUGGGAGGGGACAUCCUGGCUGGUGACAUACUGGGCAGGGUGACGGAUCACAAACCCAAUGGUCGUUAUGGACAUGCAGCAGACCGGGUACCGGGCGGAUUUGUGAUCUAUGGCGGCAAACACGCCAACGGCAGCUUCUACAGCGAUCUUUGGCUGUACAACAACACUGAGAGUGGACAGAAGUGGAAGCAGAUGGCCAUUCGGUCGGUGGUGAAGCCGCCGGCGGUUGCAAGGCAUACUCUGAACACGGCUGGCAAGUAUCUGUACCUCUUCGGCGGAAGUUUAGAGACGGGCGAGUUCUCCUCCAGCGUCUACCGUAUAAUCCUCCCGCUGACUGAGGACUCACAGUGGGAACUGGUGCAGCCGAGGGGAGGAAAGACCCUGGAUGUUCGCCUGGCAGCCCACUCCACAGUCUACUACAAGGCCACCAAUUCGCUAAUUGUGUUUGGAGGAAUUAUGACCAGCUUGGCACGCUUCUCAAAGCUCUCAGAUCGAAUAUUCGCCUUUCAACUGGACCAAUUCCAUUGGACCGAAAUCCUGUAUCCGCGAACGGCUCUGAGAGACACGAAUAUACCCAGGGAGCGGGCCUUCCACACCGCCACCAUCUCCGGGAACUACAUGGUCGUCUUUGGUGGCUACACCCACCGCCACAACAAGGAUGAGAUAUGCUACGACAACCAGAUGUACUGGUACCAUCUCAGCUGCCACAUCUGGAUCAAUCAGGUGGUCUCCACCGAGGACAGCUUGUACCCCAAGCCCCAGGGAGUCUUUGCCCAUGCGGCUGCACUUCGGAGGAAUCAUACGUUGCUGAUUGUUGGCGGCUACCACGGGAACAUGAAUGCGGAUCUGUUUGCCUACGAGCUGCCUCAGGUCUUGAGGGUGGAGGACACUCUGUAUAACCCGGAAGUAUCAUGCCGAUUACACGCCUCACACACCGCCUGUCUUUCGAAUCCGGAGUGCGGCUGGUGUUCCGCGGACAGCAGCUGCUACGGCCGCACCAUUGGGGCCAACUGUACCACCAAUCUCCAGACGACCAGGUGCCCGGGAAUCUGUCCCUCGCUGGGCGACUGCCACUCGUGUUUGGUGCACGGAUCCCAGUGGGGCAAGUCCCCAGCCGCUUUCUCCGUGGCCAGUAAGCUGGGACUCAACGAGUGCACGUGGUGUGUGCAGAAUGCGAGGUGCCACCAUCGAGACGACAACUACGGCAUAUGCGGCGACAGUUCCGGCUGGUGGGGCGACCAGGGCACCGAGAUACGACGUCCCUCGCUCUGCACCAGCAACGACCGACGACCGGGUCUGACCUACAUCAAAUACCACUAUCCGAUCAACUACACCAUGCCGGACUAUGUGGGCAUUGUUAACGCCACCAUGGUGGACUUUGCGUCGCCGCCGUUUACUACAUACUUUGAGCACAAGCUGGAGGGCGAGAUGCUGGCCAGGCUGUUGGGAUUCGUCCGACCGCAACACCAAUGGAACAACUCGGCGAUGCAAGUCUGCACCAGCUACUCCACGGCUUUGCUGCGUGCCGGUCUGGGCCUCAACCUCGACGAACUCGUUAAUGUCACCUCGCAGACCUCCAACCAGAGCUAUUGCAGCAACGUGCAGCUCCCCACCACAGAGCAGCCGUUUCUUAUUGACUUUCAGGCUCGACGUAGGAUUGGCGGUAAUGGGAUCUACAAUGCCUACCAAAAGACCAAGAUGGAGCUGCAGCACCUGCACAAUGGUCAGCUGAACGCCUUUACAUUCGAGUACUUGGAACCGUACUACUCCGGGGACUGCACCAAGUACGGCAACUGCUUGCACUGCCUGACGGACGCCUCCUGUGCCUGGUGCCCCCUGACGAGCCGGUGCCACUUGCGAUCGGUUAAUGAGACGGAGGUUUGCCGGCAAGAACCCGAUCACUGGUCCUAUCUGAUUAGCCAGCCCAGCCAGUGCUCCAACUGCACCAACUACGUGAGCUGUGAAGCCUGCGCGGGCAGCAAUGAGUGCGAGUGGUGGACGGAAGAUGCUCGAUGCGGCCGAUUGGGAAAGUCGAACAGCAGUGUGCGAGCUGUGGAGCAGUGUCCGCGAUCCUGUCGGGAGCGUCGUGGCUGCCAGGAGUGUUUGGGCGAGCGAGGAAGAUGCGUUUGGUGCGAAGCCAGUGCCCAGUGCUUCAGUUUCUCAGUGUACACCAGUGAAUACCAGUUCGGAAUGUGCCGUGAGUGGAUGGACCAGGUCAUCAGUCGCCAGCCGCAGGACCAACAAGUGUCAGAUGUGCAGAGGCUACAACCAGGACAGCAGCAAUGCAAAUCUUGCGAGCAGCAUCGCAACUGCUCCUCCUGCCUGCGAACCUUAAGUUGUGGCUGGUGCUUCGACCGCGACAAUCCCAUCGAGGGCAUUUGCAUGCAGGGCGACUUCAGCUAUAGUUCCGGCAACUGCUCUCUGGCCCUGAACAGCUCCUCGCACCACGAUGCCGAGUGGGCCUACGCCCAGUGCCCGGAUGUGGACGAGUGCGGACUGGGACUACACGACUGCCACAAGGAGGCCAAGUGCACUAACACCCAGGGCAGCUACAACUGUCACUGCCGGCGGGGCUAUGUCGGCGACGGACGCUUCAGUUGUGUCAGGACCUGCUACGAGACAUGCCAGCAUGGGAACUGCUCCGGGCCACCAGACUACCAGUGUCGCUGCGAUUUGGGAUGGACUGGCGCCGACUGCGGCUUGAGCUGUGGCUGCAACAAUCACUCGACAUGCGUGGAGCGGCUGGGGAAGUGCGACCAGUGCCAGUCGUGGACCGAGGGCGAGAAGUGCGAGCGUUGCCGCCAGGGGAGCUACGGAAAUGCCACCGCCCUGCAGGGCUGCCACCCGUGCGAGUGCAAUGGCCAUGGAAACCAGGAUCUGGGUAUUUGCAAUGUCAGUAACGGCGAGUGCUUCUGCAAGGACAACACCCAGGGUCUGAGGUGCGAAGAUUGUGCCGCCGGCUACUAUGGGAAUCCCCGGGACGGAGGCCAGUGCUACUACCAGUGCGAAUCGAGGGGCAUCCUGACCAACAUCGGCCGGAGUGCCAUCGGUUCUUAUCAAUCGUACAGGUCGCCGUGGGGUGCCAGCCUAGAGGUGCGCGAGUGCCUGUGGAUCCUCCAGCCGAAGACCCUGCACGCCGAAAAGUCCUUGCUCCAGCUUGAGUUCCAGUGGAAGAACUUGGCCAUGGACUGCGACGAGAACGCCGUGUACAUAUACGACAGUUUGCCGGACCUGACCGGAGCCACCCAGCAAAAUCAGCUUCUGGCGGUGGUGUGUUCCCCCUACAGCUCGGCAAGGAUCAUCGAAGCCCGCUCCAGCCAUGUCACUGUUUACUACAAGCAGGGCAGCGAGCGCCGCCACUUCGGCUUCAAUGCCCUGUACUCCGUCAAGAACUGCAUGGCCGGGACCUGUUUGCCGCCUCACAUCUGCGAUGACCGGAUGCGGUGCGUCUGCCCAUCCGGAUAUGUUGGUGCUCUCUGUGAGAUCGAGAUCUGUCCCAGCAACUGUAAUGCCAAGCGGAUGCAGGGCUACUGCGACAUGGAAUACGGCCGGUGCAUCUGCAAUGCGAACUAUGCUGGCGCCGAUUGCGGAACUUUGGUGCAGAGGAGUCACCUGGUGCUAACGGAGCUGUUCAAUACGCAGUUCCUGAACGAGAGUCUCGAACACCUGCGGAAGACCAUUCCUCGAUUCGGGCACUCGGUGAACGCCGAUAGAAGGGGCUCGCUGUGGAUGUUCGGUGGCUACUCCCCCAACCAUGGGCCGCUCAAUGAUUUCCGGCAGUUCGACACCAAAAACGGCACCUGGCUCCAGGUGACUGUUGAGUCCUCCACGCCGGAGGAUCGCAUGCCGCUGGGUCGCUACUUCCAUGCCUCCGAAAUCUAUGUGAAGAAACAGAUCAUCUACAUCUACGGAGGCAUCAGUGUCAACUCGCAGCUUCUGCGCGAUUUUUGGAUGUUCUCGAUACAGAACCAGCGCUGGAGCCAGAUCAAGGUGGAGCUGGAGUCGGCUGGAGGUGACUACCAGGAGGAAGUACCGCCGCCAUUGGCUGGCCAUACCUUAACCCAUCUGCGCUACCAAGAGCACGAGUCGCUCUUCCUCAUCGGCGGCUUGACCCUAAACAAAUCCCGACCGCUGGAGUUGUGGGAGUUCAACCUGGACACUGGCCGCUGGCAGCAGCUGGCGGCUGUGGGUGCUCGGAUGCCCGUGCUGUACGGCCACAGCACUGUCUACCAUGCAGAGACCAACAGUGUCUACCUGUUCGGAGGCUAUGCCAGUGAACCGCAGAGCAACCUAUACGCCCUUGACCUGCAGAAGCUGAGCUGGACAGAGCUCCCUAGCUUCCGGGAGCUGAAUGCCCCGGCAACGCAACUACCCCGGGCUCGCUACUUCCACUCGGCAGUCAGCACGGAGCACUACAUGAUCCUCUACGGAGGGAGGACCCAGCCGUUCAAUGGAUCCGACGUUUUGAUUGCCUAUGUCUAUGCCUGCAAUCAGUGGGUGCGUCUGACAGAGGAUGUGGAGCUCAUUGGUCGCCUGCCGGCUUCCAGCUAUGCCGAAGACAUGGCCAUCGAUCCGGACACGGGUGUCAUAUUCGUAAUCGGCGGAUGGGACGGCAGCUCCACGCACAGCCACGUCACCAGGAUAACAUUGCCGGAUGACAUCUGCCAGUUGUGGAGUGGCGGAAAGUUCCAGUGCCGUCACUACAUGGGCUGCAGCUACUGCACCAUCCAGAACACAUACAGCUACAGCAGCCACUGCUUCAGCCACGGCCGGACACCGUGCGCCAAUCACAACGGUACCCUCGUGGUCAACAACGGUGCGGCCUGUAACGACGAGUGGAUGGCCAACCGGAACUGCUCCAUUUUUAACACCUGCGGCGCUUGCCUGGCCGCUUGGCCGUCGCACCAAGAGGUAGCUCCGGUGUGCCAGUGGUGCGAUGAAUGCGGAAUCAGGGGCCGGUGUGUCCCGGCCGGUGUGGACUGUGGCUGGCGCAGUGCUUGGUGCAACAAGGAACUGAGCGUGGGAGUGCUGGGACUGUGCCCGCUGCCGCAGUGCUACCAACUGAGCUGCGAGAGCUGCAUGCUGCAGCCGCAGUGCAACUGGGCGAGAAACGAGCUGGGCACCGUGGAGUGCAUUGCCAGGGAGCUGGUGGAGAAGAACCAGUACCGCCUGGUGGAGAACUGUCCGGCGCCGUGCCACACUCAUGCCAACUGCACCAGCUGUCUGAGCCAGACCCUCGUUCCCAACGAGUGCAAGUGGUCCACCAUGUUGAAUGCCUGCAUGGCCCCGAACUCGCAGCCCCUGCUCUGCGCCGGCGGCGUUUGCGGCCUGGUGUUGGAGGCCAGCGAACUAGAGCGAUGCCCGGAACCGUGUCACGUCUACACCCAGUGUUCCAGCUGCCUGGAGCACGCCCAUUGUGGUUGGUGUGCCCGCGAGGGUCACAACGGCGACGGCAUUUGCACUGAGGGGGCACUGGAGCACAAACAGGAGCAUCCAUCUGGUUCGACGUGCGAUCUGAUCUACUCCAGCUGGCGAAACGAUUCCCAGCUGACCAAUGCCGACGUGGUCUCGUGGCACUACGUUCAGUGUCCUGCGGAGAACGAGUGCAUCAACGGGCACCACAAUUGCGAUGCUGUGUCGGAGCAGUGCAUAGAUUUGGACACCGCCGUUGGCUACAAGUGCGUGUGCGCCCAAGGGUACCGCGAGGAGCACGGAAGCUGUCUGCCCGUUUGCAGCCAGGGCUGUGUCCGGGGCAGUUGCGUCAGUCCGGAUCAGUGCCAGUGCGACUUUGGAUACGUGGGCGCCAACUGCAGUAUUCAGUGUCUGUGCAACGGGCACUCCAACUGCGAGUCGAGCAGCCGGCUGGACAUCUGCCUGAAGUGCCACAACAACACCAUGGGCGAGCAGUGCGAAAAGUGCCAGCCCCUGUUCGUGGGCAAUCCCCGCGAGGGCCACGCCUGCCAGCCGUGUCUGGACUACUGCCACGGCCACAGCGACGUGUGCGUGGCCUAUGACGCCGAUCCGGCCUUCUUCAACAUGACCCGCUCCGAGCUGGAGAGGAUACUGCCCGAGGGUCCUGCCCACAAUGCCACCUGUCUGCGGUGUGGCAACCACACUGCCGGAGAUCGGUGCGACACCUGCUUGACUGGCUAUUUCCGGGGCAGCGAGGAUCUGCAGAAGGAGUGUCGGCCCUGCCAGUGCCACGGGCAUGGAAACGUCUGUGAUCCGGUCACGGGCGAGAAGUGCAACUGCGCCAAUAAUACGGAAAGCGAUGCCACCUGCACGGCGGGCGGGGGCAAGAACUCGGCCCAGCUGUGCUGGAUGGUGCAGUGCUCCAAGUGCCGGGACUCCUACGCAGGCAACCCCACGGAUGGCCACCAGUGCUACAAGCAGAUCACUGUCGAGUCGCGCAUGUGCUUCGAUGCCAAGCCAAUCGAGGAAUGCAAAUCGAAACCAGCUGCCCUGAAGCCCGGCCAGACGGUGUUCUUUGUCAUCCAGCCGCGCUUCAUGAACGUGGACAUUCGCAUCACCAUCGACGUGACACAGGGGGAGCUGGACGUGUUCAUGUCGCCGCAGGACGAUUCCUUCAUAGUGGAGACUAAUGAGACGACCGGCUACCAUGAGAUCUUCCUGGACAAUCGCUACAACUGGGGACCGAAGGUGAAGCGGGAGCAUCCACUGAAUGUGGCCCUGCCCCGACACGACAAUGCCACCAUCCAGAAACUGUUUGCUCCGGAGCGUCGCAUCGGAGGCGGAGGGCUUGGCGUUGGCGGAGGAGGAGGAGGCGAACGGAUUGGGUCCAAUCCGUACUACGUUCCGCAGUUGCAGGACUGCAAGAGCCACGGGGGCCACAACUUCAUCGUGAAGGACCAGCACGCCAAGGACCUGAGUACCCAUGUGACACUCAACCACUGCAACACGCUGCUCCGGCUGUUUGGGCUGAGGAACCGCCUGGUUCUCACUCUGCCGCAGCAUGCUCACAAUCUCAGUGCCACCCGGUUCUUCAUCGCCCUGCGAGCCAGUUCGGGGCCUGAGCCGAGCUAUGGGUCCGUGGUCUUCCGCCAGGACCAACUGCACAUCGACUUGUUCGUGUUCUUCUCGGUGUUCUUCUCCUGCUUUUUCCUCUUCCUCGCCGUCUGUGUGAUCGUGUGGAAGGUGAAGCAGGCGGCGGACCUGAGACGAGCCAGACGGCAGCAUGUGGUGGAGAUGCUGCACCUGGCCAAGCGUCCCUUUGCCCAGAUUUUUCUGGCCUCCGGCAGCCUCGACAUGGACAGCCCCCAACCGACCGCCUCCUCCUCCUCGUCGCGCGUAAUGCGCCAGCGCGCCCGCCAGGCUCUGCUCCUCCAGCAGACGGAGCAGGCUGGUGGAGACUUCCACGGCAAUGUCGUAAUGCAUCACCCAUCUAGUCGCCGCGGUCACGACCCCCACAUCAUGCUCGUGGCCAUCGAGCCCACAUCCGAUAAUAUGGCUGCCGUGGGCACGGUGUUUGUCAGUCUACCCGGUCGCUCGAGGGCUCCGCUGAGCAUCGCUCUGGGCUCCACCCUCAUAUCCUACUCCCGACAGUACCCCCUGAAUGCCCGCCACUUUAUGCGCGCCCAACGGGUUCAAAACGUGGCCAACCACCCAGCCUAAGCGGAUGGCAGCUCCCAGCUCCCAGCAGCAAUCUCUCGACUAUGUAUCGAGGUACAUAAAGACAUUCGAAUAGAUAUUGGUGUGUAUGUAAUAGAUUAGGUAAUUUUUGUACAUAACGUUUAGAUAAACGCGAUAAACGAAUAACGAUAUUCCCAUGGGUGUACAUAAAUGUGCAAAAGAUAUAUGUGCUGAACGGAUAGAUACUAGCUACUGCUUGCACAGAUCUUCUAGAAUUAUAUUAUUAUGAUAUUUACUUGUCGAUAGAUAAAGAUACAGGAAACGGAAACGGAAAUGGAUGGAUAGGAUUUUAAGCAUACUCAAGCUCAAGAAUAUUUGGAAUCGGAAAUCUAUAUAACACAGAACAAACAUUUGGACUGAUACAAUUUUUUAUAAAAAUUACUUUCGCUAAUCGAUUAAUAAUUAUUUGAAUUCUCGUCGUAUUUGUUAAAUAAGAACAGCAAUCUCAUAAUCAAGUUUGAAGCAAGAAUAUAAUAUAUAUGUGUACUUCCACUAGAGCAACAGGAAUUUAAUAUACGAAUGGAUAUACUUUUAAGAGUGUCAAUUUUUGUCGCACAAACUGGAAACUGGAAACAUUUAAGAGCCAUAUGAAAAACAAAACAGAAGAAACUAAAUCAAGAUAUACGUAUUUAUUAUAUAAUAGCAUACUGAAUGUGUCAUAGCAAUUAGACGUUAUGUAUGUGUCGAACUCGAAUAUGUUUUCCUCGAAUAUGAUUUCUAUUCUCGCGUACCUAAUAUUACGUAUAUAUAUAUAUAUAUUGUAUAAAGUAUUAACGAUAUUCCUUCCCCUGUUGGUGGUCAGCAUUUGCUCAAUUAGUUCGUUAGUUCUCAACGGCGCACUCUUACGCACCCAAGUACCUACUAUUUUAAGUCUAAGAUACUAUUUUUUCACACAACAAACAAACACACACACUCGUUAUGUUUACACACAAAAAAGCUCCGGAACACAAGAGCUGCCGGAGAACGAUAGAUAGGAUUGCUUCUCCGGCAGCUGGAACACUAUAGACGAACAAAUCCUACAGAAAUAACUCAACUACACUAAUCUCAGUAACCAAAAGGUUGUAACAAAUUCUCACUACAUCGCUUUAGUUUAAAACUCUCCCUCCUUACGUAUAUAUGUGGUAUUUUGUUUUUUUUUUAAUUAAUUAAAUAUAUAUACUUUUCGGUUUACGAAAUUAGCAAAAUUUUUAGAACUGAUGUACAUUUUAGUGAUUAUAUACAAGUUGUCCCAUUUUUUGCAAUAUAUAUAUUUAUAAUUCGAGUUAUUAUUUUGUAUUUGUGUUUGCAAUAAAGAUGAAAGUUUGACAAAUAAAA
Molecule: messenger RNA, 10359 nt
Organism: Drosophila ananassae
Lineage: Eukaryota; Metazoa; Arthropoda; Insecta; Diptera; Drosophilidae
Gene: Megf8
Product: multiple epidermal growth factor-like domains protein 8
Exons: 6
Coding region: 307-9027 (2906 amino acids)
Molecular function (GO): protein binding; calcium ion binding
Source: RefSeq, a predicted model, not a curated record